Molecule: messenger RNA, 1263 nt
Organism: Parnassius mnemosyne (clouded apollo)
Lineage: Eukaryota; Metazoa; Arthropoda; Insecta; Lepidoptera; Papilionidae
Source: the annotation of a GenBank genome assembly
AUGGCGUGUUUAAGUCCGAGUAGGCUCUGUGCUCGUGUUCAAGAUAAGUUAUUGUGUCAAUUCGGACAUAAAGUUCGAAGGCAAACUGUAUUUGUGAAACUCAAACCUCCUGGACCAACUCCAUUGAGGAUAUUUGGAAAGACAUGUCAGCGUGUGACGACAUGUGGGGCGGCAUGUGGUUCGGGUGGCGUAGGCCCUGCGGCGGCCGGCGCUGUCCGCCGCCUCGCCUCCAGCCUGCAAAGCACCAGUACUGGCUCCCUCCCAGACUACGGCACACAGAUCGUUGACCCUUAUCGCUUACUAGAAGAUGAUCUCAAUGGCAUUUACGAGGAUAUACGAUCGGAGCUGGAACGGAACACAAACCAAGCGGAAUUAAACACCAUAGCCACAUACUACUUCGACGGGCAGGGCAAGGCUCUGAGGCCGAUGGUCGCCAUACUCAUGGCUAGAGCUGUCAACUACCACGUCUACGGGGAAAAUAGCGCACUGCUGCCAUCACAGCGACAAGUAGCGAUGAUCAGCGAGAUGAUCCACUCGGCGUCACUGAUCCACGAUGACGUCAUCGACCAGAGUGACUUCCGCCGCGGGAAGCCCUCCGUCAACGUGCUCUGGAACCAUAAAAAGGUGGCGAUGGCCGGCGACUUCAUCCUCGCCGUGGCGUCGAUGAUGAUAGCUCGCUUACGCAGCGACGAGGUCACACUCGUUCUCAGUCAGGUGGUGACUGAUCUAGUGCAGGGCGAGUUCAUGCAGCUUGGCAGCAAGGAGACAGAGAACGAGCGAUUUGCGCACUACCUUACGAAAACUUAUAGAAAGACAGCCUCACUAAUCGCCAACUCUGUUAAAGCGGUGGCGCUGCUGAGCGGCGCGGACGAGGCGACGUGCGAGCUGGCGUUCCAGUACGGGCGCAACCUGGGCCUGUCGUUCCAGCUGGUGGACGACCUGCUGGACUUCGUGUCGUCCGCGCAGGCCAUGGGCAAGCCCACGGCCGCCGACCUGCGCCUCGGCCUCGCCACCGCGCCCGUGCUCUUCGCCUGCGAGAAGUACCCGGAGCUGAACCCGAUGAUCAUGAGGCGGUUCCAAGAGGCGGGCGACGUGGAGAAGGCGUUCGAGCUGGUGCACCAGUCGCGCGGGCUGGAGCAGACGCGCUUCCUGGCGCGCAAGCACGGGCUGCAGGCGGCGCGCCUGGCCGCCGAGCUGGCCGACUCGCCCUACCAGAAGGCGCUCGCCGUCACCACCGACCUCGUGCUCAACAGGAUCAAGUAG